CCGAUCUCCGGCGCCGGAACCAUUUUCCUUUGGUGGUGAUGGUGCUGUGGUGGCUCUUCCUUCUUUGUCCUCUGUUUUGAGGCUUUCCAAGAAGGGGCCGGGAGGUGGAGCCUUGGUGGCCAUGGCGACUGAUAGCCGGACUCUCUCGGGUGUCGUCUUUGAGCCUUUUGAGGAGCUCAAGGGUGAGGGAUCUCAUCGCGUGCCCAUGUCUUCUCAAGAGUCACUCGCCCGCCAGCUCUACUCCGAUGACUGCGAAAUCGCGAUCAAUGAGCAAAUCAAUGUGGAAUACAAUGUUUCAUAUGUUUACCAUGCGUUGUAUGCAUACUUCGAUCGUGAUAACGUCGCCCUUAAAGGCCUUGCCAAGUUUUUCAAAGAGUCUAGUGAGGAAGAGAGGGAACAGGCAGAGAUGCUGAUGGAAUACCAGAACAAACGUGGGGGAAGGGUGAAGCUGAAUUCAAUUAUAUUGCCACACUCUGAAUUUGACCACCCUGAGAAAGGAGAUGCGCUGUAUGCCAUGGAACUGGCAUUAUCUCUGGAGAAAGUGACUAAUGAGAAGCUUCUCCAUCUGCAUAGUGUGGCAUGCAACAAUAAUGAUCCUCAAAUGCAAGAAUUUGUGGAGAGUGAGUUUCUCGGUGAACAGGUGGAAGCCAUAAAGAAAAUCUCUGAUUACGUCUCACAACUGAGAAGGGUGGGCAAAGGGCAUGGAGUUUGGCAUUUUGAUCAGAUGCUUCUCCAUGAUAGAAGAAGAAGAACAAGCUGUUGCAUAAAAGCUA
Messenger RNA from Dioscorea cayenensis subsp. rotundata (Guinea yam), 773 nucleotides. Its product is annotated as ferritin-3, chloroplastic-like. Gene Ontology annotation, cellular component: cytoplasm. Gene Ontology annotation, molecular function: ferric iron binding; ferrous iron binding. The transcript is spliced from 8 exons. The annotation marks the transcript as partial. Lineage: Eukaryota; Viridiplantae; Streptophyta; Magnoliopsida; Dioscoreales; Dioscoreaceae. Gene Ontology annotation, biological process: iron ion transport; intracellular iron ion homeostasis. The record is from RefSeq and is a predicted model, not a curated record.